Molecule: messenger RNA, 7410 nt
Organism: Alternaria metachromatica
Lineage: Eukaryota; Fungi; Ascomycota; Dothideomycetes; Pleosporales; Pleosporaceae
Exons: 1
Coding region: 1-7410 (2469 amino acids)
Cellular component (GO): cytoskeleton
Source: RefSeq, a predicted model, not a curated record
AUGCACGCUCGACAGUCCACGCCGUCCUCGCAGCCGCCGCCCUCAUCGCCCCCAUUUGCUCCCGGGCACUUUGGUGAAGCUUCGACUCCGCCCGAGGCGCGUGAAGCAGUCUCGCCCACCUGGACGGCCCCCUCGCCGGCUCGCACCCUAGCCAACUCGAGCCCAGAGCUCCCUACGCUCCCGUCCUUUUCCAUACUGGGCAACGACCCGCGCACCCCGUCCAACGCUGCGAGACACGACCGAACCGACACUUCCUACUACACGGCCAGCUGGGGCAGUCCCUACAGACACCCGCCGCCCGUCUUUAAUCCCUCGCGUCAGGUCUCGACAAAUUUCGGCAGCGACGACUUUGAAGAGGAAAAUUCCGGACUCACAUUCGGCCUCGGACAUCUGCUUCCAUCCCGGCUAGAUCUGCAGGAAGAGUCGCCGAACCAGUUCAACCUCGAGCAUCUUAUCCCGCGUCUAGAACGGAACGCCUCGCCGAACCAGUUCACGCUCGAACAUCUAAUCCGCUCUCGACUGCCGAAUUUAGUGACUCCCACCAAAGAACCACGAGCUUCCGGCACUACUCCCCGCGCGUCCGACACGAACCCGACUUCGCAAGAGUGGGUUGAGCGAUUCUUAGAAGAGCGUUGGAACCGCGAGACAAACGACUGGCGGAGUAAUAACAGCGAUACAGAGGGAUCAGGUGGAGAACCGGAUAUACCACUAGCUCCUCCGCCGAAACGAGGACACAAGCAAAGGAACAACAACAAGACUCUGAACCAGCAGGACUUUUGGCGCCACUUUAGUAAAGACCAGAAGGAAGCACUCGGCAAGAUGAUGGCCUCAAAGUACGCGGAUCCUGAGCUGGCGACAGCCAGGCAGAACUCCGCAUCAGGUCCCAGCACGAAUGGACACAGUGCUCAGGCUGAGAAGACGCCGGUACCGACUCCUUCAAAAACAGCUAAGCCGGCAGAUGAAACUCCCAGCAAGCAGUCGAACAAGGACGCCUCCAAAGUAAACCAGGAGUUGUCGAACAAGCCACUUCCCGACACCCCAAGCAAGUCGUUCUUGGCUCCUCCAGGUGCAGCACCUGCGCAACCUCGGAUGCGAAAGAAGGUCAUUGUCAAGGGCAAGGGCUGCAUCAUCUCGAUACCGCGAGACAUUCCCAGGGGCAACCCAGGGUUCCCUCCGAAGCCGAUGACUGCAGAGGCUGUUAACAACAAGCUCCGACAGCUCGAGCAGCAGGGCUACGACACUCGUGGCUUCAGUACUGGAGGCUUGGAGACACAUAACCGUGCCAUCUGGCCCGCUGAGGAGGAUGUCAAGGCAGAACGCGCCAACUCCAACAAGCAGUACAAGGUCCGCGUCUCGAAGGAAUCAGAGUGGAAGGACUACGAGAACUCUCUGCUUGAAGCUAAACUGGCAGCACUUGGUGUCAGUAUCGGUGGCGAGGAAGAUAUCCCUCUUCCCAUGUCGCGAACAGCGUCAUCACAGCAACACCCAGGGCAAGGGUUCACUCCGCCGAUCCCGACCUCCUCAGCUGGCAGUCUUCGCAUGGCCAGGCAAGGCAGCAUCGCCGGCUUUCCAUUCGGACCCUCGCCUGGGCACAUGUCUCGACAAUCGAUCGCGUCUCCGGCUGCUUUUGGAAACCAGCGUCCCAGCAUGCACAUGCAUCGCCAUUCAACUUUUGGGUCGCCUGCAAACUUUGCUCAGCACGGUUACUCACCUUCGGGUACUUGGUCGCCUGCUGGAUACUUCAACUCUCAAGAUGGACGCAGUGGCUCUCCUGCUCUUGCUCUGAGCAGGCCUGAUCUUUCCGGAAUGAUCUCGCCACAUUCUCCAUUCGGCAUGAGACCUGGCCAGCAGUUUCCCAUUACGCCGACGCAGAGGGACGACUUCCAAUUGCAGAUGCAACUGCAACAGCAGCAGCUACAGAACCAGCUUCUACAGCAACAGCAACAACAGGUCCUUGGCUUGCGUCCGUCCUCCACACUGGCCGAAGUACCCGAGGAUGAAGAUGAGGAGGAUGAGGUUCCGGCUAUGAAGCAUGCCACUCAACCUGCACCAGAGAUUGCUGUACCGCGUCCUCGUAGUCAUCGCCAUAACCUUAGUGAGAACCUUGAACGCGAGGCGGCGAACGAAGAGUAUCACUUGGAAGAAGCCAUCGACAAGCAGUUUGCGGAAGGAGGUGACUUCAGUACGGAGCCAGAGACUAACGUAUCCUACAAGCCUUCCAAUGCUGUGGCUAAUCCUACGUGGGAGGACUCGCGAACGAUCCUGCACCAACCUCAGCCGCACAGCAAGUCGCAUUCCCUCACCAAGUCUCAGAAGCCUGUCUCCUUCUCGUUCCCUGCCCAGCAGAACCCUCGCUCCGACAGCGACGGUGCGAAGACCAACAUCUCAGAGAACACAAACCCCAGCUUGGAAGAUGGAGAGGUUCGCAACCCUACACAGAGCUCUGCGCAGCACUCCCAGGCACCGUCCCAGGUCAGCAACUCAUGGAAGGACAACAAGUUCGCAUUCAGCAAGCCUGCAUCGGCGAUGCACAGCAAGCACGCUUCGCGUUCUUCCAUCUCGAAGCUCAAUGUCGAGGCUAAGGAGUUCAAGUUCAACCCUGCAGCGUCUUUCCAGCCAGGAUCCUUCUCCUCAGGCUUCAGCUUUGCACCCGCGGUUAAGCCACCUACAGCUGCUGCUCCUGCUGCUGUCCCAGCCAACAACAAGCCCAGCAUCGAUGCAUUGGCCAACUUCAACGUGUCGGCUCCUGCCUUUAAGCCGGAUGCACCCGUGUUCAAGCCUGAUGCCCCAGCCUUCAAGCCUGUGGCUGAAGCUCCUGUGUUCAAGCCUGCGGCAGACAGCUCUCCAUUCCCGUCCGGUGGCUUCAACUUCUCCAGCCCGCCAGCCUUCAAGCCAGAUGCGCCCACCUUCAACCCUGGCGUGUCUACCUUCAACCCUAACAAGCCGGCUCCUGCUCCAACAAGCUUUUCCUCGAAGAUCUUUGGAGAUGUCAACCUAUCUCAAAGCGACAUCGUCAAGCCCGCCACACGCUCGAAGGCCGUGCCGAUCAUCCGUCCGGACAACACGCGCUCGCAGACUCCCGAGACUGAAGGCCGUGAGGACCACGAGGACGAGUCUGGCCGACCCAAGCAAGCCGACGGGCGCGAAAAGCGAGCUCGCCGUGACCGCGCUGAUGGUGACGAUGUCCCCAAGUUUGCACUCCAGCCCGUGCUUGCAUCGCAGCCUUUGGCAGAAGUCAGACAGCCCAACGCUAGCAAGCAAGAGCCUCAAGUUGAAAGGGAGGCCGUCGCAGAAGACAAGGAGAACCUGUCGCCCGUACGUGAGCAGAUCAAGGCCAAGUCGAAGAGCCCCGAGCCUCUGUCGCAGCCGACGGAAGAAGUCAUCAUGGAGCCUAUCUCGCCUGCACCAGAGAGCGAUCUAGGUGCAGACGACGAUACGCCUCACGCAAGCGAUGUACCCACGCCAACUACCGAGGAGCCCGAGCCACUGGGCAACAAGCACUCUCACAAGAGCACGCUUUCUGCCAACGCCAAGCCCUUCGAGUUCCGACCGCAGUUCAACAGUGCUGGCUACGACUUCGGCUUCCACGUUACGAAGCCGUCUCAAGUUGAAGAUCCCGAGAAGUCUCAAGUGUCUCCACCAAGAUACGCAAGCAGAAGCCCAGCAACUACGUACAGGCCUAGCGACGACGGCUCGUUCAAGACUGCUAUGGAAUCUGGCAGGCACAAGGGCUACCCUGAAAGCGAAAGUGCUGAUUUCGACCAACUUGGUGAUGCUUCCUUUAACGACAUUGAUGCUGUCAUGAAGCAUAUGGAUGGUGAGGGCUCGGACUUUGGCGUUGAGCGCGACGAAGCCUCUUGGGACCAGUCUUCCCCCCAGAGAACGCCAAACGUGUUUGAGCGCAAUGACCUGCAACCCAACUUCAAGAUGCGCAGUGACGCCCCCAGCCCCAGCCCCCGCCGGGGAUUCUUCCCGGGACGGCCGAUGCAGGGCUCUGCAACAUCAGUGCAGGAUCCGUUUGACGAUGAGCGGGCUGCGCUCCCAUACGACUCGCCUGUGCGCCACAUGAACAAUGCUGACGCCGGACCCAUGAGCGAUUGGGACGAAGGUCUUCUUACUGAAGACGAGUCUAAGGUCCAGACACGCAGCGGCUUUUUCGACAAGCAUGUUGAUGACCUCAUGGGCCGUCUCCUGCAGGACCGUCUUGGCCCGCUAGAGCAAAACCUGCAAGGCAUUCAAGAGGCACUUGCAAUGAUGUCGCAACGUCCGGGACGCGGCCGCCGUAGCAUGUCGACUAGCGCACGCCUGGACAGCGAUGCCGACGACGAAGACGACGAAGCGGAGACCGACGUUGACUACCGUAACCGAUCUCGUGGAAAGGAUAGGAAGUUGGAGAAGAUCCGAUCUAUCGUCCAGGACGCGCUUGAGAUGCACCAAUCACAGAUCACAUCUAUUCCGGUGCCCGUUCCCGAGCCAAUGAUCCCAGAGAAGAUCCGGGAGAUCGUCACCGAUGCGCUUGCGCAACACCAGCCACCUGUACAACCUGUCGAACCUGUUCCUGCUGCUCAGAUCCGCGACAUUGUCCAGGAUGCGAUUGCUUCUACCACCAUUGCAUCCUGGACUGAGGCUCUCAAGCCUGACGACGUUCGUUCUAUCCUUGCUGACAUGCUCGCAACCCAUCUUCCUAAGCCCGUGGAAUCGGUCAAGCCUGACGACAUCCGGUCCAUCGUGUUGGAAGCGUUCGAGACGCACGCUCCUCAGCCAAUGCCACCCCCAGUGCCUGAGCAGAUCUGGCCUGACGACUUGAAGGCAAUCGUUACCGAGGCUCUUGCGUCACAACAAACGCCAGCUGUGGAGCAAUUGCAAGCGGAGACCAUUCGCUCCAUUAUCGCUGAAGCACUCGCAUCCCACCAGCCUUCAGCUCCUAGUGCGCCAACUGCCGAAAAUGUACAGCCCGAUAUGAUCCGUUCUAUCGUUGCCGAGGCCUUGGCGAACCAGAAGCCUGCUGCCACUCUUGAGGCUCCCGUCGAUAUUCCCCAGCCACAGGUCGAUAUGUCCGAAAUCUACCAGGUCAUCGGUAGCCUCAAGGCUUCUAUUGCGCAGACCACUAGCCACCAUCUUCAGGCUGAGGAGGUUCGUGAACUUGUUGAGGAAGCUCUGAAGCGCCAUGGUGAAGAGGUUGCCGAGCGUGAGAACUCCAAGGCCGUCCAGGAGAGGGAUGUUCGUAUCGCGGACCUUGAGGAAAUGCUCAAGGAAGCCACUCUUCGAUUCAACGAGGAAGCUGAGGCCCGCCAAGCCCUCGAGGCUCGUGAAGCGGACUCUGCGCGCCUGCUCAAGGUCACCGAGGAAGAGCUCACGCUUCUGCAGCAGACUUCCCGUGAUGACGAACACAAGAUUGGCACAUUGACAGAGGAGCGAGAUGACCUCCGCCGCAGCCUCAACUCAUACCAGGCGGAUUCAGCCGACAUGCGCGAUAGACUCGCCACUCUCGAUAUUGAGAACGAGCAGCUCAAGCUUACAAACAUCGCCCUGGAAAGCUCGGAGGAGGACCUGAAGAAGAGGCUUGAUUCAGUCACCGCGGAGAACGAGGCACUCAACUUUACGCUCGAGGAACACCGUAUGUCCGCUAACAAGUGGCGUGGUGACCUGCAGCACGCUCACGAGGAAGGAGAGCAGCUGCGCAAGGCUAUCGGAGAGGCGCGCUUCCAGGCCGAGGAGGCAACCCGAGUACGCGAGUCGAUGCGCACCAAGCUCGAGAAGCUACAGCAAGAUAUGGUUGCCGCUUCACAGCAGAUCGCAUCUGAGCGUGCUCAAUGGCAAAAGAACGAGGAGGCCUCCGCAACCAAGUACGAGGUUCUCAGUGCACGCAUUGAAGCCGAAGGUCGCACACGAGAGCGUCUGGAGAGGGAGCUCGAGCGCUUGGAGACCCAGGAACGUGAGGGUAUGCGACUCAGGAUUCAUCUCGAGCAAACCCAGAAGCACAACGCCAGACUUGAGGAGACAAUUGAAGAGCUGAGGAGGGAAUCUUUGGAGCACCAGAAGAACGCCCAGCGCUACGAGCGUGACAUGCGCGAGGCUAGGGAUGCUGCGCACGUUGAGAUCCGCCGCACCCGCGUGCUUAUGGAGGCCGAUGUUGACGCAGCUAACAACCAAGUCAACAUCGUUCGCCACGAGCUUGAGAGCGAGAUCGCUCGUGUCCGCGCUGAGCUUGACCAGGUUCGCCUGGAUGCUGAUACAGCCAAGGAGAAGCACGAACUGGAUCUGGAGGCCGCUUCCGACCUCAAGAAGCAAGCCGUACAGGAAGCGAUCGAGAACAACAGACACAGCCUGCAGGAGCAGCAGCGCACUUUUGAACGCCAACUUGAGCACAUGCAGCAUGAGCAUGCUCGCGCCCUGGAAUUCGCUCGUGAAGACAAGGAUCGUGCUGAUGCUUUCCACAACGACAAGCUUGCGCUCGCUGACUCCAAGCUCGACCACUUCAAGGACAAGAUCGCGUUGCUGGAAGAAAAACUUCAGGUCGCGAAGGAAGCCGCCAAUGCCGCUGUUGCAGCAGCAUCCAAGUCUCCUACGUCUGCCUCUUCGUUUGCUCCUAGCGGCGCAGAGAAGAUCUCGCCCCAAGCGCUGCGCGAAUCUAUUGGUGUUCUCCAGGAGCAGCUACAGGAGCGUGAAGGACGUAUCGAAGCUCUUGAGCGCCAGCUUGAAGAUGUUGACACUGAGGCCCCAGCCAAGUUGAAGGAACGCGACACUGAGAUCAACUGGCUCCGUGAGCUACUUGGUGUACGUGUUGAUGACCUGAACGACCUCAUCAACUCCCUUGCUCAGCCAACCUUCGAUCGCGAGACCGUUCGUGAUGCCGCAAUCCGCAUCCGCACCAACUUGCAGAUGGAGCAAAGUGAGAAGGAGCGACUCAUCUCGGGCGGACAAAAGUCUCUCCCAACUCUUAGUUCGCUCUCCAACUUUGCUUCCCCCAAAGCAGUCCAGCUUGCUGCCGCCAUCGGUAACUGGCGCAAGGGCCGUGGCGAGGCUACCUCCGCUCUCGCAGGCACCUCGACCACCACGCGAACCCAAACGCCCUCCCGUGCGCAGCCUCACUCCGCUCAGUCCUUCCUCUCAGGCCUCAUGACACCACCAACCUCCAACGCCCGCCGUGGUUCGGAACUAUCAUCCUCAUCGCAGCGCCCUCAGCCCCUGCGCACAAACUCGAACAGCUCGCGCGCGUCAACCGAAGCCGGUUUCCCCGCCCUGGGCAAGCAGCCCCGCACACCACCUCUGAUGCGCAAGCAAGCCUACGACCAAGACGCCGAAAUCGAGCCUUUCAGCGAAAGCGGCUUCUACGACGAUGAAAGCACUGUUGAUGGCGAACUCACGCCACUAGCGUUGAACUUUGGAAGGGAACUACAACAACGGUAG